Molecule: messenger RNA, 2706 nt
Organism: Porites evermanni
Lineage: Eukaryota; Metazoa; Cnidaria; Anthozoa; Scleractinia; Poritidae
Source: the annotation of a GenBank genome assembly
AUGGCAGAAAGUAUACUACAAGAUAUAGCUGAACAAAAAAAGCGUCUUACAAAAGCGCAAAUCAAUAAAAACACGGCAGAGAAAGCAGAUGCCUACUGCAAUCUAGGCAGAGCUUACUACUCCUUCGGGGACUUCCAUCAAGCAAUAGAGUACCACAAUCAACACCUCAGCAUUGCCAAGGAAGUUGGUGACAGGGCAGGUGAGGGAUGUGCCUAUGGCAAUCUAGGCUGUGCUUAUGACUCCGUCAGCGAAUUCCAACGAGCAAUAGAGUACCACAAUCAACACCUUAGCAUUGCCAAGGAAGUUGGUGACAGGGAAGGGGAAGGCAAAGCCUAUGGCAAUCUCGGCCUUGCUUAUCACAGCCUUAAUGAAUUCCAAAGAGCAAUAGAGUACAACAAUAAAUACCUCAACAUUGCCAAGGAAGUUGGUGACAGGGCAGGGCAAGGCAAAGCCUAUGCCAAUCUCGGCCUUGCUUAUCACAGCCUUAAUGAAUUCCAAAGAGCAAUAGAGUACAACAAUAAAUACCUCAUCAUUGCCAAGGAAGUUGGUGACAGGGCAGGGCAAGGCAAAGCCUAUGGCAAUCUCGGCCUUGCUUAUCACAGCCUUAAUGAAUUCCAAAGAGCAAUAGAGUACAACAAUAAAUACCUCAACAUUGCCAAGGAAGUUGGUGACAGGGCAGGGCAAGAGCAAGGCUAUGGCAAUCUCGGCAAUAUUUAUUUACUUCUCGGCGAAUACCAACGAGCAAUAGAGUACACCAAUGAAUGCCUCAUCAUUGCCAAGGAAGUUGGCAACAGGGCAGGGGAAGGCAUAGCCUAUUCCUAUCUCGGCACUACUUAUCACAGCCUUAGAGAAUUCCGACGAGCAAUGGAGUGCCACAAGAAACACUUGAGCAUUGCCAAGGAAGUCGGUGACAGAAAAGGAAAAGGACGUGCCUAUUUAAAGAUCGGCGACGUUCAUAGAUCCCUUGGCGACGUGCCACGAGCAAUGGAGUACUUCAAGCAAUGCCUGAGCAAUGCCGAGGAAAUCGGUGACAGGGAUGGACAAGGAAGUGCCUAUUGCCGCCUCGGAAAUUGUUAUAGAAAUCUCCACGACAUGAAGGAAGCAAUAGAGUGUUACAAACAACAUCUCCGCAUUGCCGAGGAAAUCGGUGACAGAAUAGCAGAAGCAUGUGCACAUGAAGGUCUGGGUCACUCUUUUUGCGCAUCACAUUCUUUGAAUGAGGCUUUAGAACAUUUUAGAUGCUGUGUUAAAAUCUAUGACACUAUUAGAGCCAAUUCUAUCUCGGAAGAUCAAUUGAAAAUAAGUUUCUGUACGCGUCAUCAAUGUGCCUAUACUCUUUUAUGGCAAGUUUUAGUAAUGCUUGAAAGGAAUGACGAGGCUUUAUACGCUGCUGAGAGGGGACGAGCACAGGCUUUGCUCGAUGCCUUAAAAGUAACUUAUGGCCUGACGUCACUUUCUCCCAGGUCAAUUGAAUCUGAAGAAGAAGUCAGAAAUAUUUCAAGGAAGACAACUGUUUCAACAGUUUUCCUUGCUCUGCAAAAGAAAACAGUCAAUAUGUGGGUAUUACGAAAAGAAGGCAAGCCUAUUUGUAGGCGAAAGAGGCUGGAUAUUGGAAGUGAAGACGAUGACUCUUUUGUUCUCCUUCUAGAAACCGUUUUGAAAAAAAUUGGGUCUGGCGUCGGUAUUAGGUGCGAAAAUCAGCCAUUAUAUGAUGCAGCUAUUGGUCCCAUUGAAGACUUGCUUGAUGGUGAUGACCUAAUUGUAGUUCCUGAUGAAAAUCGGUCAAUGGAUAAGCUGAGUAAUGACUCAACUCCCUCAAGUACUCGAGACGACAAUCAAACAUCAGAGCCAUCACAGGAGACCACCGACUUUUUACAGCCAUUGUAUGAUGCAGUUCUUGGUCCUAUUGAAGACUUGCUUGAUGGUGAUGAACUUAUUGUAGUCCCCGAUGGUGCUUUGUGCGUAGCUCCCUGGGCAGCCUUUAGAGAAUCGUUAAGGAUCCGUAUGGUUCCCUCACUGAGAAGUUUGGAAUUCAUCACAGAUUCUCCAAUUGAAUACCACAGUAAAAGUGGAGCCCUGCUUGUUGGAGAUCCAUGCUUGAAGAAAAUUACAGAUAAAUGGGGGAACCCCAUUUAUGAUCCUCUGAAGUACGCAAGAAUGGAAGUGGAGAUGAUUGGAGAAAUUCUAAAGAGUCAAACUUUAACAGGUGAAUAUGCAACCAAAGAAGCGGUACUUCAGAGAAUAGCGUCAGUUGCUUUGGUUCACAUCGCAGCCCACGGAAGGAAGGAAACUGGAGAAAUUGUUUUGGCUCCAGGGGAAUCCAAGAUUCCUACGGAGGAGGACUGUAUUUUGAAAAUGUCUGAUAUACAAGCUGUGAAGCUGAGAGCAAGGCUUGUUGUGCUUAGUUGCAGCUACAGUGGUCAAGGAAAGGUAUCGUCUGAGGGUGUGGUCGGUAUGGCACGUGCUUUCUUGUUUGCUGGUGCUCGUUCCGUGCUGGCGACACUUUGGGAAAUUGAUGACAAAGCCACAAUGAUGUUUAUGAAGUCUUUCUACCAACAACUUGGAAGUGGAGAAAGUGCAAGUGUUGCUCUUCAGAGGGCCAUGAAAUGUCUUCGAGACUCCCACGAUUUUUCUGCCCCGAAGUACUGGGCUCCAUUUGUUCUGAUUGGUGAUGAUGUUAAGAUUGAAUUGAAGGAAAAACAUUGA